Rhizophagus irregularis DAOM 181602=DAOM 197198 is the source of this 506-nucleotide messenger RNA. NCBI's taxonomy places the organism in Eukaryota, Fungi, Glomeromycota, Glomeromycetes, Glomerales, Glomeraceae. The record is from RefSeq and is a predicted model, not a curated record.
UUUUACGCAAAGUAACGAAAAGGUAUCAAACGAAUAUAACGAAUACGACUCAGCAUAUUUAUCGGGAAGCGAGACCUCGGGUGAAAGACUGAAAACUAAUGCUAAUGACACGAAUGAAAAUUAUGUUUAUUCAGUAAUGCCACUUUCAACGGAAAUGCAUUAUAAUCCGGAUAGUAGCGAUCAAGUACCAUAUAAUGAAGCCAAUACUAGUUACUAUAAUACAUAUAAUAGUAACCAGAUACAACAUAAUGAAGAUAAUACCAAUAAUAUGCGAACUCAAUUAACACAACCUUUCGAUACUAUCAAAAAGCUCGAAGAAGAAAAGGAAAACCUUCAAGAUGAAAUUCGUAACCUUAAUAAAGAUAAAUUAAUGUAUGAGAAAAGAAAUAAAGAUUUACAACUUGACUACGAUAAUUUACGAGAAAAACAUAAUGGGUUAACAAACAAAAACAAAGAUCCUAAAAUCAAAUUAGAAGAACUUGAUCAAUUGCAGCAAUCCUUAAAAU